Molecule: messenger RNA, 1320 nt
Organism: Clunio marinus
Lineage: Eukaryota; Metazoa; Arthropoda; Insecta; Diptera; Chironomidae
Source: the annotation of a GenBank genome assembly
AUGAGUGAUUUUAAAGAUAUAAAUAAGAAUUAUCUAGAAGAUUUAGUUCCGUUUCUUAAUUCAUAUAAAUGGAUGUUUAAAACACUAAAUACACAAUACAUUAACGAAGAUGUGAUAAUUGAGAAUAAAUGUUUCUUAGAGAGUUUAAAUCAUCCGGAUUUAAAUAAUUUUCCCGAACUGAGUGAAUCACGAAAUAAUUUCCCCAAGUUCCUGAAAGAAUUCAUAGAACAUGUUAAUAGAUUCAAAAUAUUCUACGACAUUCUAGAGACAGACUCUUGGAAGAUAACACCGAUCAAAAAGAUGAGCAUAAAGAAGCAAUAUGAAAUCGAAAAUGUUUCGAAAGUAAUUUAUUCGGUUUGUGGUGAUAAAGUGACGCAACUAAUUGAUUUUGGAUGUGGUGUUGGAUACUUGGCUCAGUACAUGUUUGAUAAGUUUAAUUACAAAGUUCUUGGACUGGAAUACGAAGAAGAUAGAGUUUUGAAGGCGAGAGAGCGGCAAGAAAAAUAUUUUCCAAACUCAAAAGGAUGUGUGAAGUUUGAACAACAUUUCAUCACCAUGAACUCUGCAAACUUUCUUAUAAACCAAUUUGAAGGCAACGAAAUGCCUCUUGCAAUAUUUGGUCUUCAUGGAUGUGGCGAUUUAACAAUUACAGCGAUUAAACUUUUUCUUGACAUCGAAAGAGUAAAUAAACUGAUUUUCAUACCGUGUUGUUAUCACAAAAUGACACCGAAAACAUCUGAUAAAAAUGAAUUUAAUUACUUUCCACUAAGCCAUGAACUAAAGUCAGUUCUAAAAAACUAUCCGAUAUUCCUUAAUCGACCGUUUCUCAGACUCGCCGGUCAACAAUCUCCAGCCAAGUGGAAGGAAAUGUCAAAAGAAGACCAUUGGACUCAUGGUAAAAAUAUGUUUGAACGAGCUUUAGUAGAAGCGCUGAUAAAGCAAGAUGAGACGACUAAACGAAUUAAUAACAUCAGCAUUCCCGAAAAUCGCGUCACAAUGAACGAUAUUAUUAUGAAAUAUCAAUUACUGGAAAAAACGAGUGGAAGAUCAAAAGAAUGGUCUGACGAGCACAAAGAAAGAUUUAAAAAUUUGAGACAAAAAUAUCCAAAUGGUGAAGAACUAAGUGAAAAUCUAUUUUGCUUUCAAACGACGAUACAGAACAAUUGUGAGAAUCUCGUCUUAAUUGAUCGCAUUCGUUACAUCGAAGAGAUUGGAAAACUUAGGAAUUUAAAUUUAAACAUCUCUGUAAAGAAGCUUCAAAACGAUAAACUUUCACCUCGCUGCUUAAUUUUGAUUGUUGAGAAGGAAUUUCAUUCAUGA